Molecule: messenger RNA, 3057 nt
Organism: Arabidopsis lyrata subsp. lyrata
Lineage: Eukaryota; Viridiplantae; Streptophyta; Magnoliopsida; Brassicales; Brassicaceae
Product: calcium-dependent protein kinase 15
Exons: 13
Coding region: 1623-2813 (396 amino acids)
Biological process (GO): intracellular signal transduction; protein autophosphorylation; peptidyl-serine phosphorylation
Cellular component (GO): cytoplasm; nucleus
Molecular function (GO): calcium/calmodulin-dependent protein kinase activity; ATP binding; calcium ion binding
Source: RefSeq, a predicted model, not a curated record
AAGAAUCUUUCUCGACUCUUAAAAAUCUGACCGGCGGAGAUGGCUUUGAGUUGGACCAGUCGGAGAAUUAGGGUUUCAACGGGGACUCGCUAGUCAUCCACUCUCCGAGCCUUUCUUCUCCCCGCCCAAAAUCCCGUCGAAAGUUAUCUUCUUCAACAUUGAUUUGCCUCAUUCUCUGCCCAUUUUCACGUUACUGCUUCGUUUAGCUGUUGUUUCGUUAACUCUGUUGUUUGCCCUACAGCACGAGCAUCAAUGGCUUCUCCUAAAAAAGCUACGUAUGCUCAAAUGCUCAGCCGCCCACCACCAAAUAUUCUCCCCAUCCAACCACCAGAGAAAAAGAAGGACCUUCAAUCUGAAGCCGAAAAGGAUCCACUUUUCGAAGUACCUUUUCUAUGGGACUUCGAGAAUUCCCCAAUCAGGUCUGAUCAAGUGGCCCAGUUAGAGGCAAACAUCAAUUCGUCUCUACAAACAUUACAUCCUAAGUUACAUUUGGCAAAACGAAAGUACGGAGCUGGUAACACGAAUCUGGAUUUUGUUAAAGGUCAUCGAGCGAAACUUCAUGAGAUGGGUUUUCAUAUGGAUGAUUCUGUUAUACCCGGUCGUUAUUGCUUUGUCUGCAAGGGUGACCGCGAAGUGGGGGAUUUUGGAGAUUACUACAUGCGACUUAGGGAGGUAGCUGAUCGUAUGAUCCUCCAACAACUCCAACGCCACGUACUCAACGGUUCACCAUCAAGAUUUGUCCUUCUCGUUUCGAGAAAUGCCGAUUUUAAGCUCUCCAUGGAGUUCCUGAAAGCAAAAAAUUACAUUGUGUUCUUAGCCAUACUCGGCAAGACGAAUGAAGCAUUUACUCACACUGGAAACUUCGUGUGGGAUUGGGAGAAGAUGCCAGAUGGAAAAGCAAGCCCAAUAUGGCCGCUAGUGAUUAGGAAGACGAAGUGAAUUAGCGGGAAAAUGGAUUGUUAUUAUUAUUACUGGCUCUGAUUGUCUGUUGACAGAUGGCAGGUCGAUUGACACGUAUUGCUAUUGUGAGUUCUGACUGUUGCUAGCCAAAUAAAUUUCGCCAAGAGUGCAAGAAGAGUUGUCCUGUGGUCAAGACAGGAAAACUUUGUAUUGAGGUGACUAUUGGUUCCAAGCUUGCUUUUAUCUCAGAGGAUUUGUGCAUUGGUUGCGGUAUUUGUGUGAAGGUGUAUGUAUGCAUAGGCUCUUUCCAAUUUCGAAUAUGCCUCUGGAAUUGUCCCCAUUACUGGGACGCUGAAUGUACUACUCUGCUGUUGCACAAUUGUAGAAAUGCCCGUUUGAAGCUAUUCAGAUUAUCAAUCUUCCAAGAGACUUAUGGGCCAAACACUUUUAAGUUUCACAUGUUCGUUUAUCUUAUUAUUUUCCUGAAUAUUCUACCCCUCUUGUAGUGUUAAGACAAUGGAAACUCUGUCUUUACUUCCAGGCUCCCAGUUCCAAGGCUGGGGCAGGUGCUAGGGUUGGUUGGAACAAAUGGUAUUGGAAAAUCAACUGCUCUGAAAAUUUUGGCUGCAAAGCUCAAACCAAAAUUCGGGCCGUUUCACUGUAAUAGCCUCUCCUGAGUUUAUAAACUUUUAUCUUCGAAAUUUGCAUCUCUUUCCUAGUUGAUGUAUUUGUCUGUACAAGAGAACAUUGUUGAGAUCAAAGGUGCUUAUGAAGAUAGACAAUCGAUACAUUUGGUGAUGGAGUUGUGUGAUGGUAGUGAAUUGUUUGAUAGGAUUCUAGCUCAGGGACAUUACUCUGAGAAAGCAGCUGCUGGUGUUAUUAGAUCGAUUUUGAAUGCUGUUCAGAUUUGUCAUUUCAUGGGAGUGAUACAUCGUGAUCUUAAGCCUGAGAAUUUCUUGCUCGCUAGUACUGAUGAGAAUGCUAUGCUUAAAGCUACUGAUUUUGGAUUGUCUGUGUUCAUUGAAGAAGGAAAAGUUUACAGGGAUAUAGUAGGAAGUGCUGACUAUGUUGCUCCUGAAGUAUUAAGACGAAGUUAUGGAAAAGAAAUAGAUAUUUGGAGUGCAGGGAUUAUUCUAUACAUCUUGCUUUGUGGUGUGCCUCCUUUUUGGGCUGAAACUGAGAAGGGGAUAUUUGAUGAGAUUAUAAAGGGAGAAAUUGAUUUCCAGAGCCAACCAUGGCUUUCUAUAUCUGAGAGUGCUAAAGACCUUGUGAGGAAGUUGCUUACUAAGGACCCUAAGCAACGAAUCUCAGCGGCACAAGCUCUUGAACAUCCUUGGAUUAAAGGAGGAGAAGCACCCGACAAGCCUAUUGAUAGUGCUGUGUUAUCUCGGAUGAAGCAAUUCCGAGCAAUGAACAAACUUAAGAAGCUAGCUCUUAAGAGUCUCUCAGAAGAGGAAAUUAAAGGUCUUAAAACCAUGUUUACGAAUAUGGAUACCGAUAAAAGCGGCACAAUCACUUACGAAGAACUGAAAACCGGGCUGGCUAAACUUGGCUCUAAACUCACUGAAGCUGAAGUGAAGCAACUCAUGGAAGCCGCUGAUGUAGAUGGUAAUGGAACAAUCGACUACAUCGAGUUUAUCUCAGCGACGAUGCAUAGAUACAGAUUUGAUCGAGAUGAACACGUAUUCAAAGCCUUCCAAUACUUCGACAAAGACAACAGCGGGUUUAUCACAAUGGAUGAGUUGGAGUCAGCCAUGAAAGAGUAUGGUAUGGGAGAUGAAGCUAGCAUCAAAGAAGUCAUAGCGGAAGUCGAUACAGAUAAUGAUGGAAGAAUAAACUAUGAAGAAUUUUGUGCGAUGAUGAGAAGUGGUAUCACACUGCCGACACAAGGGAAACUUCUUCCAGUCCAAUGACUGAUAAAUCGAAAAGCCUUGAUAGAGGAACUUAAAAUUAAUUAGAUAGCCUACGACCGUGCAAAAGAGUUGCUGACUUAAACUGGAUACUAUUUGUGUUGUUCAUUGAAGAAGGUGACUUAAACUGGAUACUAUUUUCUUGCUCGCUAGUACUGAUGAGAAUGCUAUGCUUAAAGCUACUGAUUUUGGAUUGUCUGUGUUCACUGAAGGUAAGUUUGUGUAAUCAAAUCCUCUUCUUCUGGUU